Molecule: messenger RNA, 637 nt
Organism: Phacochoerus africanus (Common warthog)
Lineage: Eukaryota; Metazoa; Chordata; Mammalia; Artiodactyla; Suidae
Product: late cornified envelope protein 3D-like
Exons: 2
Coding region: 82-372 (96 amino acids)
Biological process (GO): epidermis development
Source: RefSeq, a predicted model, not a curated record
CCGGGGCUCCUCAUCCACAGCCUCCUCAGGAACAGCCUUGUCCUACCUCCUCUGCAUCCGGCUCCCUGACCUCCUGCCCCGAUGUCCUGCCAGCAGAACCAGCAGCAGUGCCAGCCCCCUCCCAAGUGCCCCUCGCCCAAGUGUCCCCCAAAGAGCCCGGCACACUGUCGGCCUCCAGCCUCCUCCUCAGGCUGUGCUCCCAUCUCCGGGGGCUGCGGGGGCCCCAGCUCUGAGGGCGGCUGCUGCCUGAGCCCCCACAGGCGCCGCCGGUCCCACCGAUGCCGGCUCCUGAGCUCCGACUCCUGCGACGGAGGCAGUGGCCUGCAGUCCGGGGGCUCUGGCUGUGGCCAAGGCUCUGGGGGCUGCUGCUGACCUGGGCUCCUGAUGCUGAGACAAGCGAUUUCAGAGGAAACAAGAACCCAAGGGGCUAAGGAAAAAUCUCAGUUUGAUGCAUCCUUCCUCGGAUACCCUAACCUUCCUCUCCAGGCUGAGAAGCUGAAAUGCUCUCAGGAGAGGGGUGAACUCUCCCUGGAAGGCUCUGUAUUUCCCAGGAGCCCAUGGGCUCCCCUCCUCUGUGCCUCCCUGUGUUAUCACCUGUGUCUGACCCUAUAGAGAAAUAAAGCCUCUUCUCAUACCA